This is a messenger RNA of Aspergillus clavatus NRRL 1, 1116 nucleotides long. RefSeq names its product Saf4/Yju2 family protein. Gene Ontology annotation, cellular component: U2-type spliceosomal complex; post-mRNA release spliceosomal complex. NCBI's taxonomy places the organism in Eukaryota, Fungi, Ascomycota, Eurotiomycetes, Eurotiales, Aspergillaceae. Gene Ontology annotation, biological process: mRNA splicing, via spliceosome. Bases 1 to 1116 code for a protein of 371 amino acids. The record is from RefSeq and is a predicted model, not a curated record. The transcript is spliced from 3 exons.
AUGCAGGGCUUCAACAUGGGACGAUAUGUCCCGCCGGACCAAGAGGGCCUCACGACAGGCAACAAGCUCGCCGGCAAACACCCACUGGGCGCGCGCGCGCGACACCUCCGCACAACCGGUGCACUCAUCGUCCGCUUCGAGAUGCCGUUCGCGGUGUGGUGCACGACAUGCAAGCCGCACGAGACGCUAAUCGGGCAGGGCGUGCGCUUCAACGCGGAGAAGAAAAAAGUCGGGAACUACCACUCGACUCCGGUGUACAGCUUCCGCAUGCGCCACCCGCCGUGCGGCGGCUGGAUCGAGAUCCGCACCGACCCGCAGAACACGGCGUAUGUGGUGGCAGAGGGGGGCAGGAAGCGGGAUACCGGGGACGAGGGUGGGGCGGGGGAGCUUGUGCUGAGGGGUGUUGGCGCCGGAGCAGGCGCGCGGGAGGAGGAUCCGUUUGCGCGGCUGGAGGGGAAGGUGGAAGAUAAGCGGCGGGCGGAGACGGAGAGGUCGCGGAUUGAGGAUCUGGCCCGGCGGCAGGCGCGCGACUGGGAGGAUCCGUAUGAGCGGUCGCGGCGGCUGCGGCGCACGUUCCGAGCAGAGCGCAAGGUGCUGGAGAGUGCGGAGGCGAAGCGGGAGGCGCUGCGCGAGAAGAUGAGUUUGGGGAUUGAGUUGGUGGACGAGACGGAGGAGGAUCGUGCGCGGGCUGGGAUGGUGGAUUUCGGCGCCGCGGAGGAUACGGCGCGGGCGGUGGCUCGCAAUCGCCCGUUGUUCGAGUCAGCGGUGCCUAUGCCGUCGUCGUCGUCGUCUGCAGCUCGAUCGGGGAAAAAGGAUUCGAAACGGGUCAAGGCAGCGGACGCGCUGGCAGACCGCAAGGCGCAGUUUCGUAGCGCACUGACGGGGAAUACCCGGGCUGCAGUGGAUCCGUUUCUGGUGCACGAUGGAAGCGCAUGGCGGCCGGACGUGAAGAGGCGGAAAACGGCGUCGAGUAAAGUCGCGGAUGGCGCGAGGGAGCCUGAGCAGGUGGGCGCAGAUGUCGAUGGUCAAGCUUCUCUAGCCUCGGAUGAACGUCCGGUCGAGGUUCGCCCACCUGCCGCAACUGCCUUGGUCAACUAUGGGUCUGACUCCGAUUAA